Molecule: messenger RNA, 3717 nt
Organism: Malurus melanocephalus (red-backed fairy wren)
Lineage: Eukaryota; Metazoa; Chordata; Aves; Passeriformes; Maluridae
Gene: LMOD1
Product: leiomodin 1
Exons: 3
Coding region: 212-2080 (622 amino acids)
Biological process (GO): pointed-end actin filament capping; muscle contraction; myofibril assembly
Cellular component (GO): myofibril; striated muscle thin filament
Molecular function (GO): tropomyosin binding; actin binding
Source: RefSeq, a predicted model, not a curated record
CCGAACUGCCACUGGAUCCUGUUAUUGGCCAACUCUUGGACUGAGGGGUGUCCCCUCUGGAUAACCACCAUAUCCCGGGCUGCAGAGCUGCUGAGAUUUAACACUUCAGCAUCUGCUGCCACUUGGGAAGCAGCCUUGGAGCUUCGGCUUCCUUUUUUCCUCCUGCUUUGGGUACCACACAACCGCCACCGUGUCUCGCCAGAGAGCCAAGAUGUCCAAAGUGGCCAAAUACCGGCGACAAGUUAGUGAAGAUCCAGAUAUAGACAAUUUAUUGUCUACUUUGUCUCCAGAGGAGAUGGAGGAGCUGGAAAAGGAGUUGGAUGUGGUGGAUGCAGAUGGGAGCAUCCCUGUGGAGCGCAGUCAGAAAAACCAAUCGGAAAACUCCUCCCCUGGCCCACAGAACUGUGAUGCGGAGCUCAACCACCACGACAAGGGCACCAGGAGGCUCCUGCAGCGGGAGCACUCGAUAGACGAAAGCAGGUUGAGCGAGCAUAAGGGAGGCAAAAAUGAAGAAAAAGGAAAAGAAUCUCCAUCCAAAGACCUGGCCCAGAAACGAGAUACUAAAGUGGGGAAAGACUCUAAAAAGGAAGAAAGUGUUCAGAAAACAGACCUGAAAGGUAAAGCUGAGACUGAGCCCAAGAGCAAAGAGAACAAAGCCAUGAAUGAUAAAGUCAAGGCUAUGGAGAAGAAGCUAAUGGGGAAGGAGAAGAAGGAGGAAGAGAAGGGUUCAGUGUUGAAGAAGGACACAGGGAAGGACAAAAAGGAGGAAGAGAAGAGCUCAGAGUUGAAGAAGGAUGCAGGGAAGGAUAAAAAGGAGGAAGAGAAGAGUUCAGAUUUUAAAAAGAAGGAUUCAGGGAAGGAUAAAAAGGAGGAAGAGAAGGUCUCAGGAGCAAAAAAAGAGACAGAGAAGGAAAAAAAGGAAGAAAAGGAUUCAGCAUCAAAGGACACAGGGAAGGACAAAAAGGAGAAGAGUUCAGAACCAAAGAAACCGGCAGAGAAAGACGUAAGAGGGGAAGGUAAGAAAGAAAAAGAUGAAAAAGAAGAGGGAAAGGGUUCAGCUGUGAAAAAACCUGAGGCAGAUGAAAAGGAUAAAUCCCAGACAGAGGCAGAAAAGGCAGAAAACUUGGAARAGAAACAGGAGACCAAGGCAGAGGCUGGAAGCAGGCCUUCCAAGCCUUCCUCCAGCAGCUCUGCAGAUCAAGCCAAGGAUGAUGAAGCCUCCAGCAUCUUUGAUGAGCUCAUCGAGAAGGUGAAGAACAAUGAUGCGGAGGUGACCGAGGUCAACGUGAACAACUCGGACUGCAUCAACAACGAGACCCUGGUGCGCUUCACAGAGGCCCUGGAGUUCAACACCGUGGUCAAGGUGUUCGCCCUGGCCAACACCCGUGCCGACGACCAUGUGGCCUUCGCCAUUGCCAUCAUGCUCAAGUCCAACAAAGUGCUGACAAGCAUCAACUUGGACUCCAACCACAUCACAGGCAAGGGCAUCCUGGCCAUCUUCCGAGCACUGCUGCAGAACAACACGCUGACAGAGCUGCGUUUCCACAACCAGCGGCACAUCUGUGGGGGAAAGACAGAGAUGGAGAUCGCCAAACUCCUGAAGGAGAACACCACUCUCCUGAAACUCGGCUACCACUUUGAGCUGGCUGGGCCACGCAUGACUGUCACCAACCUGCUGAGCCGAAACAUGGACAGACAGAGGCAGAAACGCCUUCAGGAGCAGAAACUAGCACAGGAGCGGGGGGAGAAGAAAGAUCUCCUGGAAGUGCCCAAGGCUGGAGCACUGCAGAAGGGGUCCCCCAAGGCAUCCCCACAGCCAUCCCCCAAGGCUUCCCCCAAAAGCUCUCCCAAGAAAGGGGGGGCACCAGCGGCACCACCUCCACCUCCUCCCCCACUUGCCCCACCACUGCUGAUCAAUGAAAACUUGAAGAACUCCCUCUCGCCAGCCACACAGAGGAAGUUGGGAGACCGAGCACUGCCAGUCCAGGAGAAGAACUCUCGGGACCAGCUCCUGGCAGCCAUUCGCUCCAGCAACCUCAAACAGCUCAAGAAGGUGGAGUUGCCAAAGCUGCUGCAGUAGGGAGCAGGAGGAUUUUUUCCCCCCGCAGCCCACGGCAGACCUUCAGACACUCACCUUUCUUAUGACUGUUUCCAUGAUGAGCCCUUUGGAACCUGCAGUGACCGACGCCAAGGAGCAGGGACCUCUCUGGGGCACAAAAGAUGGGCCGGGCCCUGCAGAAUGUGAUGGAGGACAUUGUAUUUAUUUUUUGAUGGUUGUGGAGCCUUCAAGCUCUUCUUUCUGCCAGCACCGUGCCCCGCUCCAGACAGAGAUGCCAAGAAUAGAGCAGGGGUCUGCAGAGCUGAUCGUUAUGGAAAUCGCCCUCAGUGCACGAUGAAGGGGUUUGGCACCCUCUAUCCAGGGUCCAGCCUGGGGUAAGCAGGAGUACCCCCAACCUUGGGGGGAGCAGGGAUACCCAGACCAUCAUAUCACCACAAGGUCUCUGGGUAACUAGCAGAGUUUUGGGAUUCAGGCACAGCAGUGGCUGUGGGAUUGGGGGUUCAGGCCUGACAUCAGGAGGAAUGGGAGGGUUGGAGAAGGGAGCAGCUAGGGAGAGAGGGUGCAUGAAGUGGUGGGACAUGAGGAACCAGGCUGGGGCCAGGAGCUCAGGGCAUUUCAUACACACCCACAGCACUGCUGGGGGACCCCCAGAGCCCUCAGAGCAUGGGAACCAAAUCUGCCCCAGGGGGAGCAGGGAAAGCACCGGCUCGGGGUGGGCAGUGGGCUCUGGGGUCACACAAUGCCCACUCCCCCCCACCUUCCUGUCGUGACGCCUUGAUCACGAUUUGUAUGACUGCAGUCACUGCAUCAGCAAUAAAGCUCACCCAAUGCUUCCCACGCCUCUGGACGGCUCCGCUCCCCCAGACCCCAAACUGGGGUGCAGGGCAUGUCUGGGAAUGGGCUCAGCCCCCCCCAGCCUCUCCCAUACCCACAGCUAAACCUGAACUGGGCACCCUGGGACCACCUGGACACCUCACCCUGAGUGUCCCUGGUCACCCACCAAUCCCGACAUCCCCAAAUGGGGUACCCAGGACCCCCAAAUGGGACAUCCAAACACCCCCAAAUGGAAUACCCUGCUGCUGCUGGACACGGACAGCCAGGUGUCCAGAGCCGUGCAGACACCCCAAAACCCUGGAGUCACCUAGAACUGGACACCAUAGGACCACUCCACAGUGACCCCAAACCCCUUGAGUCCAGCAGAAUUGGGCACCCUUAGGCUGUCCCAAGGUCACCCCAAACCCCCGGGGUCACCCAGAACUGCUCUCCCUGCUGGCACCACAGGGCYGGGCCGGUUUGAGGGUGCAGCAGCACCUCUGGGAGACUCCCCCUGUCCCGGGACACCUACGUGCUUGGCUGAGAGGCAGCUCCCGAUAUCAGCGAAAUGCCGUUUUGGGGGGCAUUUCUGCAGCCGGGCAGCGCCGGGGCCCCGGCGGGAGGAACAGGAUUGGUACCGUGUCCUAUCCGCGCCCCUUUUCCCCCACGCUCCUGGCCCUUGGGGCGGUCCCUGCUAAUGCUGGACCCCAAUCGGGCAGCGCCGGGGCCAUUGGGACAUCCCGCACCGAGCAUCCGGCCGGCCCCGGAAUCAGAGCACCGGAGGCAUCACCGAAAAAUACUAGGGGCGUCACCCAAACACCGGCGGUAUCACCUAAACAACGGGC